Molecule: messenger RNA, 2403 nt
Organism: Egretta garzetta (little egret)
Lineage: Eukaryota; Metazoa; Chordata; Aves; Pelecaniformes; Ardeidae
Gene: OPTN
Product: optineurin
Exons: 16
Coding region: 38-1591 (517 amino acids)
Biological process (GO): protein localization to Golgi apparatus; Golgi ribbon formation; regulation of canonical NF-kappaB signal transduction
Cellular component (GO): cytoplasm; Golgi apparatus; nucleus
Molecular function (GO): K63-linked polyubiquitin modification-dependent protein binding
Source: RefSeq, a predicted model, not a curated record
GGCUGCCCCUGCCCUUAGUACCUACACCCCAGAAGAGAUGGUACGACAGAUGAAAGAACUGAUCACUGAGAACAAUGAGUUAAAAGAAGCCAUGAAGUUGCAUAACCAAGCUAUGAAGGACCGAUAUGAGGAACUUUCCAUCUGGCGAGAGAAGCAGAAAGAAGAACGGGAAUUUUACGAGUUAAAGUUUAAGGAGGCUAAGCAGUGCUUGCUAGCCAAGUGCAUUGAAAAUGAACAGCUACAGCAACAACUUCAGAGCUUAAAGGGAAAAGAAGAAGGAGCUGAAAUGGAGGGCUGCACAGCUCCGGAGAAGGAAGUGAGGCAGCUGAAAUCCCAGGUGCAGCGGCUCCAGGCUGAGAAGGCAGAUCUGUUAGCCAUCAUUUCGGAACUGCAGAUCAAACUGAACAUCUCGGCAGAGGAUUCCUUUGUGGAGAUUGGGAUGAAUGAAGGAGAAAUAAAUAGAACUGCGAAGGAACAUCAAGAGGAUAGUGGUGAAAUGACCAGUAACGUUGCUAUCUACGUGAGCAAAUCUGCAGAUGAAUCGAAGAAUUUGGAGUCUGAGGAGCUAACCGUGAGCCAGCUGCUCUGCUGCCUUAGAAAUGAAACUCAGAGGAGGGAAAAACUCGAGAAGGAACUGGAGGAUCACAGAGAGAGACUGUCAAAACUGGAGAAGUUAACCAGCAACUGCCUGGAGAGUGGGACACAAACUGAACAGAAAGAAGAGGAGAGUUCAGAGGCUGUUGGCAGUGAAGUAGAAACCCUGAAUUUGCAAGUCUGUGCUCUGUUUAAAGAGCUUCAGGAAGCCCAUGAGAAGUUAAAAGAAGCAGAAUUGAUUCAGAAGAAGCUUCAAGAAAAGUGCCAAGUACUGGAAAGAAAAAGCUCAGCUGCUGCAUCAGAAUUGGAGGAGAAGCAGCAGCUAAUAUACAGCAUCAAGAAGCUGGAACUUCAGGUGGAGAGCAUGCAGGCAGAGGUCAAGCUGGAACAAGCCAAGACACAUGAAGAAAAGGCAAGAUUUAGUAGCUUGCAGGAUGCAUACAGCAAACUCCUUCCUGAACUCUCUGAGGCAAUGAAAACAAUCGAUGAGAUGAAACUCAAAGAGCUGGACAGAGUGGAUAAAGCUGUGGUGGAACAACUGAAUGCAAAGGUGGAGUCAGCAGAACAAGCCCUUGCUGCAAAACAACUCCAGAUAGACGAAAUGAAGCAGUUAAUUGCUAAGCAAGAGGAAGACCUUGAAACCAUGGCUGUGCUCCGUGCGCAGAUGGAGGUUUAUUGUUCUGACUUCCAUGCUGAGAGGGCAGCAAGAGAGAAGAUCCAUGAGGAGAAGGAGCAGUUGGCUGUCCAGCUGGCAUACCUGCUAAAAGACCAGCAAAACCUUGAAGAUCUUGGCCGAAACUCUUUGGCGGAGAUGCAGAAUCGCCACGGAGCCAGGGCACCAGAACGGGAACACUCUCCUCGCCUUGUCCAAAGAGGAACUGGUAGUCAAGACUGGCCAGAGCAGCGGAAUAUCUCAAUAUAUUCAUGUCCCAAAUGUGAAGAAAUUCUACCUGAUUUGGACACACUUCAGAUUCACGUUAUGGACUGCAUUAAUUGAGUGAUGCCCUCCAAUUCUUCAUCUUCUGGAAUUUCACCUGCCAAACACAUUUUUUUUCUUCCUGUUCAACUCUACAUCCCUUGAAGGAGGCUUUCAGGGUUUUUCUCAUUAAUUCAGUGGGAAAGGGGUAAAACUCCUACCCUGCCCUGUACUCACUAAUCUUGUUUUAAUCUGCUUUAGGAGAAGAAUUUUAUAGGUCAACAACACAGAUGUGUUAAAGAACUCCCAGUGUGUCUGCUGCUAUGAAAUCUUUACGGAACAUUCCCCUGAUGUGCUCUGCUGUUAUGGCUAGCCUGCAGAACGGGGCUGAAUCACUGAAAUCAGAAGGGAGAUGGGAUAUACGCUGAUCAAUUAAAGUACUGUGAGGCUGUAAAUACUUCAUCUCUCAUAUAACUAUAUAUCAGGAAACAAAUACAUUAUAAAAGCUGUUUGAGAAGGUUCCAGCAAAACAGAGUAGUGCUGUAUUCAUCGAGCAUUUGAAAUGAACCCUGCUCUUUCUCCAGAUGGCAGUUUUAUUGCUGCCCUUGUGACCAUACUAAUCUGAUGUUAAAUUUUUGAUGGCUUAUGUAACUUCUUGCUUUAGCCAGAUGUGGGUAAGGUUUAAAACAGAUCAUUUAGGUCUGAUACAUGUAGCUCCUGGUGUACCUAAGUCAAUUGGUUUUAUAGAACUGUUCAUUUUUAAGGUGUUGUGUUGAUUCCUCUUUAUAAAUUCAUUUGAAUCUGUACAGUAUUGUUCUAGAAAGAGCUGAGAUGGAUGUAGCCUAAUUUAAAGAGAAGGGGAUAAUGGAUUUGCACAUCUCAAAAUAAAUCUA